This is a messenger RNA of Melopsittacus undulatus (budgerigar), 2673 nucleotides long. RefSeq names its product methionyl-tRNA synthetase 1 (gene MARS1). Gene Ontology annotation, biological process: methionyl-tRNA aminoacylation. Gene Ontology annotation, cellular component: cytosol; aminoacyl-tRNA synthetase multienzyme complex. Bases 1 to 2604 code for a protein of 867 amino acids. The transcript is spliced from 18 exons. The record is from RefSeq and is a predicted model, not a curated record. Gene Ontology annotation, molecular function: methionine-tRNA ligase activity; ATP binding. NCBI's taxonomy places the organism in Eukaryota, Metazoa, Chordata, Aves, Psittaciformes, Psittaculidae.
AUGCGGCUCCGGCUCCCGGUGCGCGGCCCAGCGGCGCUGAAGGUGCUCGCGGCCGCGGCCGCCGCCGCCGCCCCCGUGGAGCUGCAAUGGGGCAGCCCCGCUCGGGAGCGCGCACCCCCCGGCCCCGGCGCGGCCCCGACCCUGGAGCUCGAGAGCGGAGCCCUCCUCUUCUCCCCCAACGCCAUCUGCCAGUUCUUCUUCCUGCGCCGCGGGGACGCGUCCACGGACCUCGGCACCCAAUGGCUGGAGUGGGAGGCGACCGAGCUGCAGCCCGCGGCCACCACUGCGCUCUAUGGCCGCCUGGUGCUGGGCAGGACCAUGGCUGAGGCCGUGGGGGUCCUGCGGGAGCCAUUGACCCACAUGGAGCAGAGCUUGGCCAGGACGGGCACUGCCUUCCUCACUGGGGAGGCACCCUCCGUGGCGGAUGUGGUUGUGUGGGGCACAUUGUUCCCAGUGCUGCAGGAGGAGAGCAGUGUGCCAGCGGAGCUCCCAGCGCUCAGGACCUGGUUCCGCACCAUGACUCUCUCUGAUCCCUGCCGAGCUGCUGCUGACACCGUCCUGGUGCCCACGGCACUGUCGGAGCUCACAUCCCACCUGCGGCAGCAGCCGGGUCCCCGCGGUGCUGGUGCUGGUGCCGGUGCUGGUUCUGGCAGCCCCGCGCCAUCCCCGGCCUCGCCUCCAGAGGAUGAAGGCUCCGAGCGCGUCCUCACCGAGGCCGAGAUCGCGGCGGCCACCGACGCAUGGGCCCGCGGUGCCGCGGCGCUGCCCAAGCCAUGGCGGCCCCAGACACCCGUGCUGCCGGUGGAGGGCAUGCGGAACAUCCUCAUCACCAGCGCUCUGCCAUAUGUCAACAAUGUGCCUCAUCUCGGCAACAUCAUCGGCUGCGUCCUCAGCGCCGACACCUUCGCCAGGUACUGCCGCCUGCGCAACUGGAACACCCUGUACGUGUGUGGCACUGACGAGUACGGCACAGCCACCGAGACCAGGGCGGUGCAGGAGGGGCUGACGCCGCGGGAGGUGUGUGACAAGUACCACAGGAUCCAUGGGGACAUCUACGCCUGGUUUGGCAUCUCCUUCGACUACUUCGGCCGCACCACGACACCAAAACAGACCAUCAUCGCUCAGGACAUCUUCCGCCGGCUCCUGGCUCGCGGGUUCCUGCUCCAGGACACUGUGGAGCAGCUUCGGUGCCAGCUCUGCUGCCGCUUCCUGGCCGACCGCUUCGUGGAGGGCACCUGCCCAAUGUGUGGCUAUGGGGAGGCCAGGGGGGACCAGUGCGAUAAGUGUGGCAAACUCAUCAAUGCCGUGGAGCUCAAGAGCCCUCAGUGCAAGCUCUGCAAGGGCGUCCCCACAGUGAACCCCACCGAGCAUCUCUUCCUGGACCUGCCCAAGCUGCAGCAGCCCCUGGAGCAGUGGCUGGAGCUCUCCUGGGCCUCGGGGCACUGGACACCCAACGCUCGGCACAUCACCCGCUCGUGGCUGCGGGAGGGGCUCCGGCCGCGCUGCAUCACCCGCGACCUGCAGUGGGGAACCCCUGUGCCCCUGGACGGCUUCCGAGACAAGGUGUUCUAUGUGUGGUUCGAUGCUCCCAUUGGGUACUUGUCAAUCACAGCAAACUACACCGACCAAUGGGAGAGGUGGUGGAAGAACCCUGAGCAGGUUGAGCUCUACAACUUCAUGGCCAAGGACAACGUCCCCUUCCACAGCGUCAUCUUCCCUUGCUCACUCCUGGGUGCGGAUGACAACUACACCCUCGUGAACCACCUGAUCGCCACAGAGUACCUGAACUACGAGGAUGGGAAGUUCUCCAAGAGCCGCGGUGUGGGGGUGUUCGGUGACAUGGCCAUGGAUACCGGUAUCCCUGCGGACGUGUGGCGGUUCUACCUGUUGUACCUGCGGCCCGAGGGGCAGGACAGCUCCUUCUGCUGGAGCGACCUCAUGCUCAAGAACAACGCGGAGCUGCUCAACAACUUGGGCAACUUCAUCAACAGGGCUGGGAUGUUCGUGUGUAAGUUCUUCGGUGGUACCGUCCCCAGUAUGGUGUUGGCACCCGAGGACAAGCGGCUCCUGGCGCGGGUCACACUGGAGCUACACCAGUACCACCAGUUGCUGGAGAGAGUCCGCAUCCGGGAUGCGCUGAGGUGCAUCCUCAGCAUCUCUCGCCAUGGCAACCAGUACAUCCAGGUGAACGAGCCAUGGAAGCGGAUCAAGGGGGGUGAAGAGGACAGACAGCGCGCGGGGACGGUGACCGGUGUGGCUGUGAACAUGGCAUCCCUAUUGGCUGUGAUGCUACAGCCCUACAUGCCCAGCAUCAGCUCUGCCAUACAAGGGCAGCUCCGCAUCCCCCCGGAUUGCUUCGUCCUGACCCACACCUUCACCUGCACCCUGCCCCAUGGACACCGCGUGGGCACCGUGAGUCCCCUGUUCCAGAAGCUGGAGCCCGAGCGGAUUGAGGCCCUGCGCAAGCGCUUUGGGGGGGGGCAGGCCAAGCAGACCCCCCCAGCCCCACAACCGCCUCCAGCCCCACAACCGCCCCAGCAGGAGCUGGCGAUAGCCACGGGCAACAGCCCCGAGGUCCUCGCCCCCCAUGGGAAGCAGCAGUAGCCCCACAGCACAUAGAGACCACACUGGGAUGUGGUUGUGUGUGUAAUAAACGCAAAUGCUGUACAAUGA